CUGGAACUACAGAUGGUGAUAUUUUCAGAAUUGAUUUAAAGCUGGUUGCAGUAUGUCGCAUUUUUGCAUCAUCUGAAAAGGGGAUUUGUCAUUUUUUUGUUACCUAAGGAAAAAAACCAACCACACAGUAAAUGAAAUGGCAUUUAGUUUCAUUUGUAAUACUUGAAGUUCUGCUCUGAUGGUUUCUUUUUUUGAGCUGAUACAUAUAGCAAUUUAUUCCAAAAUUUGCAAAGUUAAAAUAAAAUCAACAAAGCUGAUAAUUGUAGUUGUAUUGCAGAAAGAAUGGGGACUACCUGUAUGCCAAAGAGAGCUUUUUAACUACCUGGGCCACCCUUAAAGUCAUUCUUAAAAAUAAUAAUAAUAAUAAUACCUUGAUACUUAAAGUAAACAAACAAGAGGCAAUGAAAAGCAUUAUUUUACAGGUUGGCAUUUGAUAUGAAGUCUAAUUUUCCAUCUGUUUGUCAGUAACAAGUUUGUAAGCCUGUCACUUUGCUUUUUAUUCCCCUAAAGUCUGAUAUAUCUCCUUCAGAUCUUGACAGAAUGAACAAAGCUAAUUUGUUGUCUGUGCAUAAAAUUAACAUUUGAGAAGCCUUUUUGAUCAAGUUGAUGAAGUUUAGUUCAAUGCAUUGAUGAGUGUGCUGAUAAGAAAAAGGUUUUGUUUCUUUAUACUGAGGAAAAAGUGCAGCCAUUUAUAGACCUUUAAUGCCCUGAGCUACUGAAAAUGGUUUUGAAAGCAGUUAUGGUGUGUGUACAGUAAUUGUGCUGCUGUUUCAAGUCACCAAGCCAGUAGAAAACUGUUAACUACAGAAGAGACUGAGGUCAAUGCUUUUUACAUGGUGAAUGGUAAUUGCUUAAUUUUCAGGUUUGGUUCUCUACAUCUCUUUUCUAGGGGGACAUAAUCAAACUAGCCUUUAUGAGCACUUAGCACUGCACCACAAGUGGUUUUAAAUCUUCCAUCACCGUACCUUUAGGGGAGCUGUGUUUCUGUCACCAAAGCUAUGUGCUGGUCUUACAUACCUCUGGAAAAGUGUACCAUUGAGUGACAGUUGAAAAGCAGAUUCAUUUUUGAUGUUAAAGUAAAAUAGUUUUUCUAUCUUUUCCUAGAGCUAGAGCUACAAGCUAGUAUUCAUAGUAAAAUACUUGAAGUGUCUCCAAGUUUAUUUGACAAACCUAUUACAAAUACAUAUUUUUUAUUUAUGGAAGAAUGUAUUCAAAACUUCUAAUUGGGACAUUUUAAGAUAAAAUAAUAAGUAUACAUUUAAUCUUAUUAUAAGCAUUACAUUUUUUUUUAAUAAAUGUAUGUAUUUAGAAAAUUCUGUAACUUUUUCUGAAGUCUGCCCACCACUUCAAUUCUUUAGUUAUGUCUAAGCAUGGAACUGCUUCAAAUAUGUGCUCAUGGCAUUAUAGCCUAGAAACCAGAGUCAAGGCUGUGACAUUUAGACUGUAAGUUGUUGUAAGAUUUAGGGUAUCGUUCUAUGUUCUUACAUACAUGCAGGUUUUGCAAGUCAAUCUCUCAGAAAAGAUCUUUUAAACAUGAUUUCUCUGCGGUUCUUGAUGGGCUGUGGUCUAAAAUCUCUUGGAAAUGUGUAGUAUGAGAGCUAAUUUUGGGAAUGGUACACAAAAGCUUGUUACUUCGCAGUACAUUAUUCCAAUUGCUCCUUCCAUAUAGAGUUAUCCUUGAUUUGCUCUAUCCUUCUGCUGUAGCGCAAAAGCAGAAGUUUGCAGUAAUAGUAGGCACUGCAGAUGAUGUAGUGAAGAUCUGUCUGUCCUGUAGGCUGUUGCUUUAUUGAAGUUUUUCAUGCUCAUUGAACUACCAGUGGAGACUUCGUUUUCCUCCAAAUUCUCAAAUUACUUCAAGGCUUAUAUUAAAUGUUUAGAUGUGUAUCUUUUUUAAAUGUUAAAAGCACUACUCUGGGAUCAACUCGGGCUUCUCUAUUUUCCAUUCGUGUUACUCUAAGUGUGAAAACAGUAAAAGAGACCAGUACCUGACAACUGAAAUAUUUUACAGAAUUCUGCAAAAGCAGACAUGAAAUACAUAACGAGUGCCAGACCAAAACUGAAAUGUGGAAUUCCUCACUGUGACUUGAAACUUGUAUCUUUCUAAAGCAAAACAAACAAACAACAAAAAAAACCCACCACCACCACAAAACAACAAAACCCACAACUGUGUGCCUUAAACCAGUAAAUGAAUACACAAUAACUGUAGCCUGUGGUCUUGUGUAGCCUUAUUUUUCUUUUUUGAAAUCAAAGGUAAAUAUGUGAAUCAUACUGAUAAUUGGUUCGGGGAAAAACAUUUUUUACUUUUUUUUUUUUAAACUACAUUUACAGGCAUUAAGAUUUAUGAGAAGUGCAGUGUACUUACAGUUUGGAAUCACACCACCCAAAGACAGGAAACUUCAGCUGAACUUAAUUUCUCAUUUCUUUCUAUAAUGGCAAAGAAAAUGAAAGAAGAAAAAUUAGUGUCAGGUGUGUCUCAUCUUCUAAAUCUUUGUGUCAGAAUUUUUCGAAUUUAGUUUAUUUUCUUCAAAACUGUAGCUCAAGCAAAAUACUUUAUUUUACUCAUUAAGUAUCAACAUCUACUCGAAGUGGUUUGGGUAGAGUUGAGAGGCAGAGAUGCAUUUGUUUGCAAGCUUUCAGACAUUUGAGUAAAGAAUUUCAUGUUUUAGGAAAAAUGUAUAAGUUUGAAAAAAUAAGUUCUGCUCUUAAAUCAUCAGAAAGAAAUAUUCAAGCUCUUAAAAUUCUGCUUUAAUGUAGUAAAAAAUGAAAUAAAAUUCUUAAUGUUUAGCAUGAAGAACUGAGGGCAAGCCACUUCUAUAGGAUUGUUUGUAUAUUUUGAACAAAAUCAACAUUUUUUUUUUUUUUUUCCCCAGCAAUAGUACUAAGUAAAACUUGUUCUUGAAUAAAGAUGUCAUAUCUGGCAGAUAUCAAUGGACUGUGGACAUUGAGAUGUGCACAGAAAAUGAUUUCAUGUCAGCUCAUCACAGUAAUUAGUGGCAUUACAAAUCAGUUUAUAACUUUCUUUUAUUGAGAUAUAACAUGAAUCUGGCUGCCACAAUGUUGUUUUCAUUGUGGAAUAUCAGAAAACAUGGUUUUUCUUUUUUUUUUUUUUCCUCCAGCCCUACUGAUUCCUUGUAGUAUGUGAUUUCAGGACUGUUAGAACUUUUUCCAGUCACCUAUGUGUCUCUUAUUUGUUCUGUGCUGGUGUUGUUCCAAUCAUCCUAGUAAUGGUUGACUUCCUGGCUACAGGAAUACUAGUGUGAAAAUCAUUGAGAGGGCCAAGCUACUUUUAAGGCUUUUAUGUAUGAUGAUGAAUCUAGAAAAAAUGUAAACCUAGUAACUUAAUUCCUUUGUUGCCCUUUAAUUGUUUUUUUUCCAAGCACAAAGACAGAAUAAUGUUGGACAGAAUACUUAUUUUGGGUGAUGGGCAGCCAACUGGGGAUUGACUGGUUGUUUUUGUUAAGCAAGCUUAAAGCAUUGAAAAACCUUAGUUUUUGGAGAAAUCUUAUCAGUUACUAAGCAACCUAACUUUUUUUUUUCUUCUUCUUGUUUCGAGUUCUUAAAUAGCUGGUGUAAACGUAGUAUUUAAAGUGGAGCUAACUCUAACAGUUACAGAUGUCUAUAGUUGUUAACAUGGUCUUAUCAAUAAAUGUUUAAAUAACACUAUAAUAAAUUAUUGUGCUUAUUAAAAGAGUUAUAACUGAAUUCUCAGAUACAUCUGCUUUGUGUGAUAAGCUUGAGCCAAGUCUUUGUCCUGUGAGAUGCUGAGAAAAUCUUGGAAAAUAGGUAUCUUCAGCUAAUGUUUAAAUUAGUGAAAGCUGUUCAUGUGAGUUGUUCAAAACUAUGCUUUUAAAUACUGGUCCUUUUUCACUAAGGGCAACUUGAAUGAGAGCUACACCGGGACUUUCAUGUUUUGAUGGUUUCCGUGUCUGUUGUGUAUAAUUCAUAUUGUUUUAAUGUGUUUUUUUUUUUUUUACUAGUAGUGUGCAUGAUAUAAAAGUACACUGUAUAGUAUAAGCUUUGCUAAGUAAACACUUCUGUAUAUUUUUGUACGGUGUUUUAACAUGGUUGCAUUAGUACAAAUGGUGGUAAUUCACAAGAAGUGCCACUUACCAAUCAUACUCUGUGGAGUGUUGUGAAUGUUACCUGCACAUUUGUUGUACAAACACGCUAAUGAGUGUUGUGAUGAACAUUUGCCUUUAGUCUUUGCUCAGGUACUGAUGCGGAGCAGUUGGGUGCUUUACCUUUUAACUUGUAAUAUUUGGGACUCUAAGCAGAAAAUAAAAUCAGUGAACAAAAACAUUGGUGUUAGAGCAUUACUUUCCAUAACGGACUCUUUUUUUGCAUCUUAAGCAGAAUGCAGUAAAGAUCAUGCUUUAUGAAGCCUAUGAAGUCUCAAUAUCUUAACUUCUGCAUUUUACGCUUUUACAUCUGUUCUGCUAUCUUGAAUGGGAAAUAUAAUAGAAUGGAAAAAUAUUUGUUGAAUAACGUAGUUUACAUACGACAUCGCGUGUGUGAAACUUGUUCUGUGACUAGCCUAACCAGAUUUAAGUUUGCCUCUCAUUCUAGAACAAGGCUUUUACUGUUUUGAGAGAACUUGCGUGAGACUGAAUGUGCAACACAGUGAGCAUAGAAAGUAAUUCAAACAUACUCAAGUAUUACCAUGCCACAAUGACUACGUCAUUACUACAGCAACUUUCUAAGGACUUGAUUUACUGAAGAUAUGCUUCUACAUGGGCAAUUUGAGAAAAACCCAGUGCUUAAAUUUGAUCACAUUCAAAAAUGCAGAACACUGACAUGUGCCUUGGAAAGCACUUAUUAAAUGAGGUACUAUUCUCCGAGGAGGAAUCAAUGUAGUCCAAUUUGUGUAAGUGUACUUCUAGUGUAUUAAUAUGAUUUUAUACUAAUGUUUGACUUUGGAAGAACUGUAACAUAUUGGCAAAGAAAAAAAUGGCAGUAAGUUUUAACAGUCUUAGAUCAAAUAAUUUUUAGUGUAAAUGCUUUUAGCUUAGAAAGUAAUAAUACAAGUUUAUCGUAGUUUUUUUUUUUUAAAGUACUACUUACAGAAAAUACAUUCUAAUUGAAUUUGUUGAUUAUCUACGUGCUUUAUCAGUCAACCUAACUGUCUGAAUUCUGUUAGGGGAUACCAUAACAGUCCUAAAGCAAUAACACUUGUUGCAAAUUUACAGAUGUCCUCAACAUGUUUUACUGGUGCAUAUACUGCAUAUCCCCCACAGCUUUCUUUUGGAGUAAAUCAAAUGAAGGAAAAAAUUGAAGUAAAAAUAAAGUAAUGGCUGAAUAAAACUGCUGCUGUUCUGGCUUUUUGAUAUUUGUUUAUUUAAGUUAAAUAAAGAACUGAAAUGUAAGCCCAAACUGUAAACCAAGCUUUUUUUUUUUUUCUUUACUGUCAUUGCCUCUAGAGGAAAAAUACCUCUUCUUGUUGAUUUCACAAGUUUGUGAACACUCCUGGAGCUGGAAAGGAGGAUUGUGAGGAGAGGUGAUCACAUCACCAUUGGAGGUUUGAAAGGGUUUGAGCAAACAGCACCGACCAAUCUGUUUUAUAGCUAUUCUGUCUGACAGCAAAUUGUAACAGCCUGCUGAAACUCUGUUCCAACAGCACAGAGGGAUGUCUGCUAUUGCAGUGGUCAUGGUGUGAAGCAAAGAUAUCAGAACUAAGAUAGGAAGUCCCAGGGGGAGAAUAUAAAUAUUUAUAAAGGUGACGAUGUAGUAGAAACAAGGGGUAACUAGCUGGUAUCGAAACACUGAUUUACAAACCAGUAAAUCAGUUCCACAAGAUAUUCAAACUAGUGAAAUGAUUAAGGAACAAAAUGAUGUGGAUAGUCAAGUGUUAUGAACUAUUGUAGAGAAGAAACAGUUCUAAGAUAAAUAGGUCUAAAAUAAACUUGGUGGGAUGGGAUUCAGGUUAGGAAGAUCUGUUUUUUAGGCAACAGAACUGAAUCAUCUGUGCUUUCUUUACCACUGCUGUGUGCUGACAGCCUGCCACCUGAAGUGUUACUGGGCUCUGACUAAUGAAGAUGGGGCAUUGGACAUGCAUUUACCAAGGGAAGAGUGGAGGAAAGUAAAGCUGUGUAUAUACACCUGUGCUUACUUGAUGUUUCGGCUUAAAAUUUUGGAACUACAUUGGAUUAUGCAAAUGUGAAGAUAUCUCAUGGUUUGACAUGAUGAAGAGAGAUGCUUUUUUUUUCAACAAGAAAGGAUUGGUCAAGAUAGUCCGUUCAUCUCUUCGACAUGUGGAAAGUGGUGCUCCUGGGACUAUAUACAAUGUUGGCUGUCAGAGGAUUGGCAAAGGGUGCUCCUUUUGAACCAGAAGAAAAAUGGAAACCUCUAGAUAAUCCUAGAAACAGAGACUUGUUUUUCAGAACACUCCAGGCAUACUUUUUGGGUCGGGGUCUCGAUCUCAGAAACUUCCCAGCUACUUUCACUGUGAACAAUGAAGGACCAAGGCCGGUCAUAUUCUACUCAGAUCCCAUUGCUUCCGCAUUUGCAGAUUAUGAAGAAAGGAAAAAUUCUUUUCCAAACGACUUAAAAGGCUAAAAGAUGCUGCUGAACAAGGUGUUAAGUUUCAUACUUCAGGCCAGGCGUUCACCUCCACAGCAAAGCGCUGCUGCCUUGCCUUCUUCCCUGCUAGCCGGAAGUUUAAACGUCUCCUCUGCUCCAGCUCUCGCCCAGAGGAGACCGCCUCGCUGCCGUUCCCGUUUGCUGUCCGUUGUUGUUACGCGUGGUGCUGGGGGGCAGUGCUGGCUGUGCUUAUGUCCGAAUAAAAGGGGAAUGCCACCUGCCUUGUUCAAAAUAGGUAAAUAAACGUGACCUUUCCGCUU
Meleagris gallopavo (turkey) is the source of this 6836-nucleotide messenger RNA. RefSeq names its product chromosome 7 C2orf66 homolog (gene C7H2orf66). NCBI's taxonomy places the organism in Eukaryota, Metazoa, Chordata, Aves, Galliformes, Phasianidae. The record is from RefSeq and is a predicted model, not a curated record.